AGGUUUUGGUCUUGUGAUUGGUCUAUGGAAGAUGUUUUUGCAAGAUGCUAGCAUGUUAGUUUGCUAGCACGACUUCAGUUUAGAUUUCACAAACAGGGUCACAAAUCACAAUUCACCAAGUUGCUUUAAAAAACGGUUUCAGGCUAAUGUACAAAGGUUUUGUCUUGUGAUUGGUCUGUUUAUGUGGAAGAUGUUUUAGCAAGAUGCUAGCACGUUAGUUUGCUUUCACGACUUGAGUUUGGAUUUCACAAACAGGGUCACAAAUCACAAUUCAUCAAGUUGCUUUAAAAAAAUGGUUUCAGGCUAAUGUGAAAAGGUUUUGGUCUUGUGAUUGGUCUCUUUUUGUAAGAUGUUUUAGCAAGAAGCACAUUAGUUUGCCUUCAUGACUUGAGUUUGGUUUCAAACAGGGUCGCAAUUCACAAGUUGCUUCAAAAAACGGUUUCAGGCUAAUGUGCAAAGGUUUUGGUCUUGUGAUUGGUCUGUUUAUGUGGAACCGAGAAAAGAACUGAAAGGAAAAUACAUGGGUAAAAGUUCACUGCAGGUGACGUUUUAAUAUGUCGAAUAUAAAGGUUACAACAGAAAUGUGUGACCACAACACUUAGAAAUACGGAUUUACGCAAUGCAAUGUUUUUUUUUAAAAAAGAUCACAUUUUGAAAAACUUAUUUUGACCCUGCUGCAAUGUCACAGUAUUCAUUGUAAAAAUCUUGAAUUAAUUAAAAAGUGUACACUGUACGAAAGUCAUGUGUUUAUACAGUAUCUCAUCGACGUAAGUUAAGCAAUUUGAACUUUUUUAUAAGUUUUAAUAAGUAUACAGAACAAUAUGUUCAAGUGAUUACAAGCCAAUCACACUUAAAAGUUUAACGCAGCAAAAAAUUUUAUUAGCCCUGUCUGUGCUGCCCUAAAGCAAUAAAAGGGUAUCAUGCCUCCCCCUAGCAUCCGGACUAAAAAUCCUGUUUUUAAUAGCAGCGUGCUGAUGCAGAACAGCAGUAAUCGCAUCAGUCCUGAAGAUGCAGUCUCAUACGCACAGGAUCAAGCCCCCCACCGCAACCCCGACCGGUUCUCGCAAGUAGGUGAGCGAGAAAGGGCGAGCGGAAAAGCCGUGAGAGAGAGAGAGUGGGAGGCAGAAUGAACGAGAAAGGGAGACGGCGCAUUGCGAGCGAGAGAGAGCGGGUGGGGGGGAGAGCCAGAGGCAGGCAGCGUUCAACAGCCAGUGAACACAGAAAUGCAGGGAGUUUGAGGGAGAGGCUGGAAAACCGAGGCCCUCCGCCAACCUUAGAAAAAACACAGGGAUAACAUCAAGACCGGUGAGGAAACUAGAGGGCGGGGGAUUUCAGAGUGAACAAACAUGCCUGAGAAAGUUACAGGACAGAAAGGUAGAACAGCUGAGAAAGACAUCUCCUGGACGUUUCCUAUCAAGAAAUCGCAGGAUGUCCUCUGAGACAAAAAGGACGGAGGAACGACACAUUGUGCCAACUUCGUUUGAGCCCCAAAAUCUGUUACGAGCUCAUAGAGAAAUGGGUCAACAUCUGCAGAGAUCUCAAGCGGACAUCCAUGCCUAUUUUUGGACUAGGGACCGCGUAAUGAACACCUGUGGAUCGAAGCAGGCAAAUGGAAGUCUAGUCAAUCCGAAGGGUCACAUACAGCCAGACUUGAUUGGCCUUGGCAUGCAUUGGAACCGGACCCUAGGGACCGGUGUGCAACACAACAGAGUCUCUGUGAACUACAGCUUGACAGAAUGCAGCUUUAUGGCCCACCAGCACCAGACCGAGCCACACCUCUUCUCGAGGAAGUGUGGUCUUGACUCGCCAGCAAAGUUCAGAGGUCAUGGAAACUGUGGGUUGACUGUUUGUGUGCCUGAACAACAAUCGGCCUCUGUGAGAGAGGAGCCAAAUCCGUCAGAAACAAACGAAAGUGGCUUUGCUAGUCAUAAUUCCAACUUUAAUAACAUACUUUGUACUUCUAAUGGAAUUCGGGACUUGAACGGACCCAGCCUGGUGCAAGAAAUUAUGCUUUCUACCAAAGAUGUUAGGAGUCCCAAUCCUAGGACAUUCCGACAAGGAAAAGUGGACUUGAAUAGAAAGACUUUAAGCUCUGAACAGAGCCAGAAAGCAAUACAGGACCAGAUUCAAAAAGUUGUGGUUAAUCUUGAAGAGGUUCUUCAUGGCCUAAAGGAGAUACAUCUGGAAAUGAAAGAGGUGGUCCAUCAAAUAGACCUGCUGACUGCGGACAUCGAUACGGACGAAAAGGAACCAGGUGGGGCUCCCUUUUCAAGUGGGAUGGAGACAGGAUGUGAAUCAGAGUCAUUGAGAUACAAAGUACCCUCUUAUGAAGACAAAAAGACGUGUUUAUCCAACAAGGACCAUCCUUCAUGCACAAAUGCCCCACCAGCAUACUCCGUCAAGGAUCAAGUGCGACAACUCGGAUCAACUCAGGAGAGGACAGAUUCCCAAAAACAUGAUUUGAGAACUGGUGCAGGACGCCGGGGACUGAAGCCCCCUCCUUAUCCAUAUGCGAACACAUCAGGAAAAGUGAAUCUUAAAGCAAGGGAGAAAGGUCAAAAAGCACCACCUUACCCUUUCAGACGGAGACUUCUUUCUACCAUUGUAUGAGCAGACAGUCAUUUCGUGGCACAAAGGGAAACAUAAAGUGCCAUUUUUAAAGGAAGUCAUGUACUGUGCAAGAUAUACGUCCUGAUGACAUUCUAGUGAAAUCCUACAUUAGCGGUUAAAAAUCGAAGGAUUCUGACAAAGCCCAAAGACUUCGUGGGAAUUCGCAAUGAGAGCUCAACGCCAUCAGCAGAAGAUCAGAAGCCGACUGGGACUGAGAAAGAGAGCAAGAUAAGUGACAAGACACAAAACUAAUGGAGAAACCAGGAGGAGUACGCUGAAUAACAAAGAGAUUUUGUCUAAGACACCGAAGAGUGCUUGUUUCAAACACUCUUUUGAAGUUUUCGUAUGCACACAGGGGAAAAUGACAUCAGGACACGGCAGUCAGCCCGCUACAGAAAAUGUCAAUGUCAUCCGAGGAUAAAGAUGAUGAUGUUGUGACGUCUUGAUAUGCAACGCUUAGGAACAUGAAUUGAGGAUCUGUCUUAAGCUUGCCCGUCACAAACAUUUCAAUGUGCAAAGUUUAUAAAUAAAAAAUCUAUUAAAUAUGUCAAAAGCAUAUUGAAUCAUUUACUCGACGGAUUGUUGAAUUGUUUGUUUACUCAAGUGCUGUCAAAUAAUGAAGGAUUUGAAACUCUUGCACUUACAUAUGCAGCGGCAUACUCAAUCUUGGCUCCUUUAAUCUCUGCUUUGAACUGAGUGAAAAACAGGUAAGACUUCCCCUGGGGCCUUUCAUAAAAAUGAGAAACAAAAAUCAAUACCAUCCUUCCUUUCAUCUCAUAUUACAUGGAAAUGUUAAAAAACCACAAAGAACGGAGAUGACAUUAGCUCAUUUUCCUGAGUAAAACACAUCUUUAGUGUUGUGUAUUAUUACAUUACCUCCAUAUUGAACAGGAAAACAGCUUGUCUUUGUCACUGAGACCAACACUCAUUUGCCAUUGCUGGAGGAAAUAAAAAACAUUUGAAACACUUAAACUGACCAUUGGACUUCAUGGUUAAUGGAGUUUAAUGAGCUGUUCUGAGAAAUGACAGCAUACAUAAGUGCCAUAACUGACAGGAAGUUCGUGAUGGAUCCAGAACAUGAGGGGGUAUUAAAAUGCUUGCACUGCAGAUACAAACUACGAAAAUUUUAACCCCUUCAAGCCUUGCGUCCACUGGAAUGGACAUCACAUGUUUUGUGGUUCAAACCAACAAAAAUGCUGAUCAAACAAUCAAAAUAAGGCAUACUUGAUGAAACACCUGAAAACUCAGGGGUGAAGGGGUUAAAGGGAUAGUUCACCUUAAUAUGAAAAUACUCAUACUCAUGUUGUUCUAAAACUGUAUGAAUUUCUUUUUUCUGAUAAACACAAAGGAAGAUAUUUUGAGAAAUAAUGGUAAACACACAGCAGAUAGUGACCAUUGACUUCCAUAGUAGGAAUAAAAAAAUAUGAUGGAAUUUAAUGGCUACCGUCAACUGUGUGCUUACCAUCAUUUAU
Messenger RNA from Misgurnus anguillicaudatus (oriental weatherfish), 4082 nucleotides. RefSeq lists its product as uncharacterized. NCBI's taxonomy places the organism in Eukaryota, Metazoa, Chordata, Actinopteri, Cypriniformes, Cobitidae. Gene Ontology annotation, biological process: positive regulation of cell size; positive regulation of translation. The record is from RefSeq and is a predicted model, not a curated record.